Messenger RNA from Rhododendron vialii, 821 nucleotides. Its product is annotated as protein VACUOLELESS GAMETOPHYTES-like. The record is from RefSeq and is a predicted model, not a curated record. The coding region runs from base 1 to 564 and encodes 187 amino acids. Lineage: Eukaryota; Viridiplantae; Streptophyta; Magnoliopsida; Ericales; Ericaceae. The transcript has a single exon.
AUGUUUGGUUGCUCUUCUUGUGAUUUCUACCUCGACAUCCUGUGUGCUUCCCUACCCACUAUUAUCCGACAUGAAGCUCACCAGCGUGCCCUUGCUUCAAGGAAAGUAUGCAAUGUUAUUUGUAGCAUAUGUAGUGGGAAUGUUCAAGGGUUUGUGUUUGAAUGCGGUGGUUGCAGUUUCAUCUUAUGCUAUUUUUGUGCUCUAUUGCCGUCAAAGUUCACGCAUAGAUGGGAUAAACACCCUUUCUUGUUAACCUACUCACCCGUUGAAAACCAUAUGGAUGAGUAUUAUUGUGAGAUGUGUGAGCGAGAAGUAAACCCCAAACGUUGGUUCUAUCACUGUGUCGAUUGCGACCAAUCGUUCCAUACAGGAUGUGUCGAAACUUUCUUCAGCGAUUUGCAUUUAAAUGUGAAGUUUGGGGAUACUCUCAAGGUUGACAAACACUCCCACCUUCUUUCUUGCGUUCGAUGCCCUAAGAACAAUUGCCAACAGCCCUCUUGUAAUAGCUGCGGUGGAUUACUCCUAAAGGAUAGUAUGGCCUUUGAAUGUGCUCCUUGUAAGUGAAGGCUCCACCACGAGUGUGCGAAUGAUGCAGCAAGCAAGAGAAGUUCUGUGAAGAAGCCACUGGAUAUUUUCUACCCCAAAGUGUAUUCAUAGUUACACUCUUAAGUCACAUAAUGCAUGAGGAUUGAAUGUGCACCUUGUUAUUUGUCUUUUUUUUUUUUUUUGUAUGUCGCAAAAGAGUUUGUAUGGUGUUAUUCCCGAUGCAUGGCAUCGUUAAAAGUUAGUUAAGUUAUGCAAUUUUAUGGCCGUUAGUUUCA